AAUGAGUAUCAAUGAAUAGUUGUUGCAGAUGGUGACAGACGUAAGUGUUUAGAAGGUUAUGUAGAUUUGCAGCGCACUUCGACAAGAACCAGUAAUAGCUAAGGAGUAGAGUACAUAGGAAAUUCUUAAUACACUCAAACUUCACAUCUACAUACUGCUCGAAUUAGUAUCUCAAAACAAAAGCCUCGAAUAUGAUGAAUUGGAGAAGGCUGUCUAAAAGGCAGAAGCAGAAAUUCGUUCUCAUGUUAGGGUAUCAAAGUUGGCAUAAUUGUAGUUAGAGUAGUAGAUGAAACUUUAUGCUGAUAAUCUCCAAGAGAAGAUUGAAUAGCUCGAAUUGGAGAAAUAAUAAAUAGAAGUACAAUGAUUGUAAUAUUCUUUAAAGUAAGAUCGCAAAGCAACAACUCUACAAUUAAAUUUCUUAUCUUCCAAAGAAAUGGAGAAGAAACCCUCCAAUUCCUCUUAAUAACGAGAAGGAAGUCCUAACAUCAUUAAGAAAUCUUAUAUUAUGGGCAAUCAGAUCUAUCAUCGUCAACAUUAAUCAAAUUUAAUCACCUAUUAAGAUCAACAAAUACCCAACAAAAAUACAUCGUAAGAACCCAUCAAUCGUGAACGCAGAAGUGCCAACACUCAACAUAUAAGUUAUAUUCCAGGCAAAGGACUUCCACUCAAGAACAAUGUCUCUCAUCAAAAUAACACUAUCCACAAUCCACCUUCAAAUAGGAAGGAUGACAGAAACAAAUCACAAUAAUCACAAGAGAGAGGCAUUGAUAAAAGCCAAUCAUUAUUAAAAUCUUAGAACAGCUACUCCUAUAUUAAAAUGUACAAUAUCCAAAAAUUGAUUAUUAAUAAAAAUUAAAAUGAUAAUACCAAACAGGCUACCUAAUUAACUUAGUAAACCAAAAGGUACUUUUUUAUCAAUAUCCUUUUAGCAAAACCAUUCAUGGAGUGUGUAACAACAUUUUAGAUGAAUCUCAUUAUAAAAAGAAAUGA
Messenger RNA from Paramecium octaurelia, 990 nucleotides. Lineage: Eukaryota; Ciliophora; Oligohymenophorea; Peniculida; Parameciidae. The record is from the annotation of a GenBank genome assembly.